This is a messenger RNA of Fundulus heteroclitus (mummichog), 1382 nucleotides long. RefSeq names its product tyrosyl-DNA phosphodiesterase 2b (gene tdp2b). The coding region runs from base 79 to 1158 and encodes 359 amino acids. Gene Ontology annotation, cellular component: PML body; cytoplasm. Lineage: Eukaryota; Metazoa; Chordata; Actinopteri; Cyprinodontiformes; Fundulidae. The record is from RefSeq and is a predicted model, not a curated record. Gene Ontology annotation, molecular function: single-stranded DNA binding; 5'-tyrosyl-DNA phosphodiesterase activity; protein binding. Gene Ontology annotation, biological process: double-strand break repair. The transcript has 8 exons.
UUUUUAGUAGCUGUCCACUACAGCGGCCGCUAUGCACCAUCAUCAGAGUUAAAUAAGCUCCCUCGACAAAAGAAAAAAAUGGCUUCUACGUCAAACUCGGACACGCCGUCCGUCUCUGACGUAGAAAGGCGCAGGAGUGGACUUUGCGAGGAGUUUGCUGCCAUAACGGGAACCGACAGCGCCGUGGCUCAAUGCUACCUGGCAGAAAACGACUGGGAGAUGGAGAGAGCCAUAAACAAAUUCUUUGAGGCAGACAUGGAGAGAGUAUUUGAGGAAGACUUUGAGGGAAGUGAGGACAGGCCUCAAAAAAAGAAGCAGAAGGUCGAGAAAGAGCCUCCAAAGGAGUGCAUCGAUUUGACCGGCGACAGUCCCGCUGCACGGAAACCAUCGGAUGAAGACGACGCCAACCUGUCCCUGAUCUCCUGGAACGUAGAUGGACUUGACACAGACAACCUGGUAGAGCGAGCCAGGGGCCUCUGUUCCUAUUUAGUCUUAUACACCCCCGAUGUGGUAUUUCUACAGGAACUCAUUCCACCUUAUGUUCAGUACCUGAGGAAACGGGCUGUCAGCUACCUCGUCAUUGAAGGCGGUGAAGACGCUUACUUCACGGGAAUGAUGCUGAAGAAAUCCCGAGUAAAGUUCCUGGAGAGUGAGACGGUGCCAUUUCCUACCACACAGAUGAUGAGGAAUCUGCUUGUGACUCAGGCGACGUUCAAAGGCCAGAAGCUGUGCCUGAUGACGUCCCACCUGGAGAGCUGUAAAGGCCACGCCCAGGAGCGGAUGAAGCAGCUGCAGGUGGUGAUGCAGAGGAUGAAGGACGCUUCCGACGACGUCACCGUCCUCUUCGGAGGGGACACCAAUCUGAGGGACGCCGAGGUAGCCAAAGUGGGCCUGCCCUCCGGCGUCUGCGACGUGUGGGAGCGACUGGGCAAGCAGGAGCACUGCCGCUACACGUGGGACACCAGAGCCAACAGCAACAAGACCGUUCCCUACGUCAGCCGGUGCCGCUUCGACCGCGUCUACCUCCGGCCAGCCUCCAAGGAAGGAGUGCCGCGGCUGGGCCCGGAUCACAUGGCGCUGAUCGGGACGGAGAAGCUGGACUGUGGCCGCUACACCAGCGACCACUGGGGCCUUUACUGUAGCUUCACUGCGGGGUAGAAACAGCUGGAAGCAUUUUAGUUUAAGCUUUCUGUUCCAUAGCCGUAAAACAUCACAUCCUGUAAAUGAAUCAAAUGGAUUAACUCUGCUCUUUUUAUUGUUUCGUCCCACUUGUUUGGAAAUGACAUUUGUUGCUGGUUAACGUUGGGUCUUUGUUUAGUUUUAUGCCUUCAGUGGUUUCAGAUGAGCUAAUAAAGACAUUUUUGCACUGUUUGGAAACCACA